Molecule: messenger RNA, 5948 nt
Organism: Aplysia californica (California sea hare)
Lineage: Eukaryota; Metazoa; Mollusca; Gastropoda; Aplysiida; Aplysiidae
Product: HMG1/2-like protein
Exons: 7
Coding region: 31-825 (264 amino acids)
Molecular function (GO): transcription cis-regulatory region binding
Source: RefSeq, a predicted model, not a curated record
CGGUAGAAGUCAGAAGUACUUCCGGUCAAGAUGGUGGAACCAGAGGAUACUGCCAAUCUGAAAGCCCAGCUUGAAGUGAUAUCGAAAGAGACUUCUUUUUUGAAGAAGUACUUUGCAUUGCGUAAAAGAUGCGAGCAAAUUCAACAGUCAAAUGAAAAGAUGGUGAACAGGAUACAGCAUGCAAAAAAGCUGAUCAAGCGUUAUAAAAGAGAUAAAAGGUAUCUGAGUUCAAGACUUGAUGAACAUGGUGAUAACUACAGAGAUGUGCAAGUACCUUUAAUGUGGGAGGAGGAUCAGCUGUUUGGUAACUUGAGAAAUACGUCUUACUUUCCUGGCACGGGUUCUGACUCUGAAGGGGAAGGUCAAGGUCGACCAGAACACAAAAGUGCCUUGUCUUCCAUCCAGCCUUUGCUUCAGGCCCAUGGCUUAGGACAGUUGGACUCCUCAAGCAAAUCAAGAAAGGUUAAGAUUGAGAAAGAGAAAGAUCCCAAUGCUCCGAAAAAGCCUGCCAAUGCCUUUUUGAUGUUCUGCACAACCCGACGCACAGCGGUUCAAGAAGAGUAUUUCAAGGAACAUAAAGAGGAGAUUGCUCACCAUGAAUUGACAAAAACCCUGGCCCAGCAGUGGAACGCUCUUGUUCCAGAGGAGAAGAGGAUCUACUAUGACAUGUAUGAACGAGAGAAAGAAAGGUAUGAAAGAGAAAUGCGCAGUUACAAACCAAAACAGGAAGGAGCGUCUGGAUCGAGUGCUUUUGAUGCUGCAGAAUCAAGUACUAGCGGAAAUGACACUCUUCAAACGUCUUUCAAGGAGGAACUAGAUGUGUGAAACAACUACUCAACAUUAAAGUGCAAUUUUGUAUUUAUUCUUUUUUUUUUAAUUCAUUUUGUUUUUUUGUAAUUUUCGUUAAUUUCUCUUUAUUAUCUAGGAUUAUGGUUUUGUUCUUGCUGUUUUUGUUUUGUUGCUGCUUCUGCGAUGUGAUGUGAGAUCACAAAGCAUUCCUUGUCCUUCACUGUUGUUGCUUUUGAAAUGAUUAUGCUUAUGUUUGUUUUCCCCUUUUCAAUGAAAAAUAAGAUGGAAAACUUAUUGAAAUUGGAAGAUAGAUGAAAAAGAAUGAUGCUCUUCUAUGACAGUCAAAUUUAGUGUUUUUCUGGAGUUAGUUUAGAGCAUUUUAUUAUUGUUUUCUCAAACAGCAUGAAUUUUGCCAAUGUCUUUUUGGGAAGAAGAACAACAUCAUAUUUUGGCAAAUUCAUGCAAAUAUAGGCAUUAAAGCCUGCGCAUUUUCACUACACAUAUUUCCAUGAUGAACUGUUCCUUUUGCUCUGUGAAUGAAGUAAAUAUAGUAAAAUUAUUGUUGGCCUGCUGGUUUAGUUGUGCUUAACUCAAAAUUCGAAUUUUUUUAAAAUUGCAAAUUUUUAAUUUGUGGUAUUGGUUGCAUUUGCUGAAGAAAUAUUUUGUCAAAAUUCUAAUUCUAAAUGUUGAAACCAGCAAAAAGGAUGCAUAAUGUAGGCACAAUUUUUUAACAAAUUAACAGAGUGGUUGAACAGCAUGUGGACCUUAUUAAUUUCCUCAUUCAUUUUAGACGGGGUAGGGAUCUUCUUUUGUAAACUUUACGAAUGAAUGAGGCCUUUAUACUUUAUGCUGAUUGUCAGAAAGCGAUUAUGCUUUUAGUUUCAUUAUGAAGUAUGAUUCUUCGUACUAAAUGAUUACUCGUCAAUGGCAUGAUCCAUGGGAACAGAAGAAUGGACAUUUUUUUUUUAAUAUAAAAAAAUUACCAUACAUACUGAUUUAAAUCUUCGUAAAACAUGGAGAGGAUUGUUUCUGAAAAUUAUUCAUCUUGAUAACUCAUCAUAAUGUGACCAAAAGCCUGGGGCAAAGUGUUGCACACUAUGUCAGAAAAUCUGAAAGUUGGGGAAAGGGAAUGAAUGGUUCAGCAUAUUGAAAAGUAAGUGUGUACGCGUAGAUUCGUAGAUAGACAUUCCAGAGAUGUGGCUGUGACAGUAGUUUGAUCUGCUCUUGUCACGUUUAGGCAUGUUGGCUUGUUCCUUUGUUGACUUUGUUUAGUAACCCCCCCCCCCCCCCCGUCCCCCCUUGUGAAGUGACAACCUAGUUAUAUUUUUUGGACACAUAUUUCCAAAGAAGUUUAGUGAAAUUGUCUUUACUUUUUUGAUGACACAAAAGGAACUACGCCCACACACACAUACUGAUGUUUUUCUUGAAAUCGUAGGUGCUUGAUUGCAGUAGUCUGGUAACUGAUACUUUAAUUAGUCUGGAAAACAUUAGAUAGUUAUCAGUUACUCGCAUGACAGUGUAUAUAAGAGAGAAAGGAAAAGGGCGAGAAAAUGUGUGAAAGGAAAAAAGUAUAGGAUGUGGGAGAUUAUAAAUUCUGUAGACCAUGCUUGUAAGGCUGUACAGAUAUUUAUUGUUAAUGAAUGAUAUUAUUGAUAGUAAGUUUUUUGUUUUGGGGCUUUUUAGAUACUUUUUCUAAGAUUGAUAUUAUUAUUUUUAUAAAGGGUAGUUUUUAGUUUUCUGUUAAUGCUGACGUUUAAAUCGUUUGUCUGUUUUUGUUUUUCCGAGUCCAAGCUCUCUUUUGUUUUUUUCUAAUCUUUCAUCAGUUUGUGUUUACAGUUGAUGAAAGAUUAUAGUUUAGUCCCAUUCAUUAUUUAGGUUGUUUCCAGGUAUUUUUUCCGAUCACGGUUGUGUUGUUGUGCUUUACUUUUACUCAACAAAGUAUGUACUAAAUUUUCCUAUAGAUGAAGUGUGUAGGGAAUUCACUACAAUAUAUCUAUUUUUGAAACUACCAGAUCAUCACCUGCUUGAAGAUGAUUCUGAUGCUGUUGACAUGCAAAUAUAUGGGUGUCAUUUUACAAUUUUAUGCCGUUUUUGAAAACCUCUGUGUGAUGAAGAAACUAGAGCAUCUGGGCUGAAGAAAAGUCUUUUUGCUUGUUGUUUUGUGAAUUUUUCAUGUUUGAUGCUUAUUUUGAAUAUAUUUUUGUUUUCUAGAAUUUAUUCAGUGCUUAUAGGGUGUCGAUGAAGUUUAGGAGACUGAUAAAAAAGGAAGAAAGAAUAAAGAAAUACUUUUCAUAGUGGAUGGUAUUCACUCUUUCUUUUCUCCUUGUUUUGUUGUUCUGCCUCACAAGUUGAAAGCCUGAUGACAGUGGAGUAAAAAGGAACCUGUUUAAAGUAAAUGCAAAUGUCAGCAAGUACUUCAAGUGCCUACCAUAAUAUGCCAUGUACAUUUCAUUCCAAAUUUGUAGUUAAUCGGUUUAAUUAUUUUUUAAAACUCUUUUUAAAAAGUUGUAUUUGUUUUGCUGUGUGCUCUCUGUCUUUAGUUAUAUAAUGGAUGUUUUUCAGUAUGUGUAUCUUUCCUGAUUUGUGUAUGCCCCUGUUCAUGUAUAUGUGUGAUUAUUUGAGGAUGCCUAUGUGCAUGCACCUGUAGACCUGGAUGUCUUUUUAUUGGUUUAUUGAUAUUGUUUUAGUAUUAUGUUGAGAGAACAUGUAUGUAAACAACUAUAAUUUUAUUUUUUGUAUUUCUGGUAUAAGAAUGUGUUCCCUGUCCUCCUAAAGAGGGGUUGUUGUUUUUUUUCAUAUCUCAUAAAUGAGAGAUUGUGGCUGAAGUUGAAGUGGUGCUUGGUGAAACCUUAUUAUUUGAAAAUGUGUUGUUAUGUUCAGCAGCAUUAUCUUGAUCAUAUACCACGCUUUACUCGAAAUACUGCAGUAACUUUGAGGUACUAUGGAGAUAUUCUUAAAAUUGAACAUUGUAGCCUCAUAGCUUCAUGCCCAUUUUGUAAAUAAUGUAGCGACUUUGAAUUUGUUUUCUUUGAUUUUUUUCCGAAUUGAAAAGGAACAUGCACCUUUUCUGGCACCUUCAGCCACACACUUUCUACAUGUAAGUGAGAGUUUGCCUUUUCCACGAUCUGAAAACUGCAAAAUAUUCCCUGCUUGUUUUCACAUUUAACAUUUUCUGAAUCUUGAGAUGACGCAUGUCUCCUAGUCCAUUCAGUCUUCUACUGACACAUGCUCUUAAUGCCACCCUUUUUUCUUAAAUUUCGUCUUUUGGCUUGCAUGUGCAACAGAAGUAUUGGAUUUUUACUGAAAACUGACAUUGUCUGUAUUCAGUGGAAUAUUUGAAAGAAAAUGCUUGAAGUGCACAAUAAAAACAAACCUCUGAAGCGACGUGAGGCUUCAGAUAUUUGAUCUUAUGCAGUUGUGAGUGCCGUAAAACGUCUACUAAAACAAAACAAACAAGAUGUUUGAUUUUUAACGGAGCUUAUCUUACUGAUUUGUGCUGGUUGUCAUAGACCUUAGUUGUUGUUUUUUUUAAAAAGCUUUUGAAAUAAGUAUAAAGCUGGCAGCUCCAGAAUAUUGCUUUAAAAGUAUUGUGCUUGUCUUUGCAGUAUAAACAGAUACUGACCCUUGACAUACUCAUAAUGGCAGUGUAAAAUGUUUUUGUUUCAUUGUUUAUGCUGCUGAGAUGCAUUGAACAAUAAGCCUGAUUAAUCAUUUUGCUAAAUUUUUACUGUAAACAUUAAUGGAAAGAAUGGGAAAAGGUUUAUUACCAGAGAUUUCUAAAGCACAUUUUCACUUUGUUCCUGACAACAGAAUGUGGUCUCUUUGGAGAUUGUUGAGAAUUUCAUGAAAGGAAAAAUCAAAUGAAGUAGUGUUGAAAGAAGCUCGCUUGGGGUUCUCACUUUUAUAAAUAAUUUGGAAAAGACAAAUGUAGUCUCUGGGGCACUUGCAUGAACAUAAAUGCCUGGCUCUCAUUUGAAAAAUAGAAAAUAAAAGAGGCUGAGGUGAAGCAACAACAGCUUACUUAGAGAACCUGAAAAGAUGAGUGAUAGGGAAAGAUCAGGCAGGUUUUUUUAAAGAGUAUCUAAGCUAAGAAAUGAGUGGGGAAACCCUGCCAGCAGAUGUCUGUAUCAGAUCUGGCACUUGAUAAUGGUGAUUGGGCUGUAAGUUAUGAAGUAAUUUCUCUUUGUACAAAAGAUCUAGUACAUGUUAUGUGAGCCUUGAGUUUGCAUCUACUUAUUAUGUGCCAUUUUUGUAAACCUUAAUGCUCAUCUCUCUCACUCACACUGGUUUCACCUCGUCUGUGGGUCAUGAUUCAUGACUUUCUGCCUACCCUGCCAGUCCUCUGCCAACUUCCAGAAACUAAUGAAGGAUAGACUUGUUGGAACUUCUGUCUGUGCUUUUUUGUUUCCACAGUUUCUCUUUUGCUCCUGUUUACUUUUCCUUCUUCUUGAUAUGAUUCCUUAUUGACUGGUUUUUAUGAGGCCUGCUUAUGGGGUGGCAUCAGACUGUUUUGAGGCAGUCUUUGAAUGAGCAGUUGAUAACCUUGAUUCCAUCAAAGUCAUCUUUAGAUAGUGGUAGGACUUUAGUAUUUAAUGUUUUUGUCAUCUCCUAGUAGAUUUUUUUAUAACCUCAUUAUUUUAGCAAAUUGUUCAUGUUAGACAUGCAUACCUGUAUUUGGUUUCAUUUAUUUAUGAAUAUAUUUCAAAUCUCCUCUCUACUUUGGGUGGAAUGGAAUUAAGUUUUACUUUAUUGGAGUAUAAGAACAGCUGGUAAGUUAACUAGAUAGAAAGUUUGUGUUAAGCCUUUGACAAUGAAUGUGUAAUGAAGUUAACAAGAUACUGUUCGCUUUCUCUUUACUCAGACAUUUUGUCUAGGCAAAAAUGCAUACCUGUCACCCGACAUUAUAUCGUCCAAAAUAUGUUAUUUUAAGGGUAGAAAAAGGAAAGUUUUAGAAAAAGUGUAUAUUUGUCAGCCUAUAUUCUCUCAGAGCUGCCUUCUUUAUAUUUGUUCAAGAAAAGGAGUAGAAGAGAGGGAGUUGAUAUAUUCUGUUGUUGGUUCAGUUGAAAUUGAAUAUAACGAAGUUCAUGUUUUCAUCUUGCAACACUUCAAGCAUGCUUGAUAUACUUCCAAAGCCUGCUUGGUUUUCCCAGAAAUUUGAA